UAGUAUAUUCGACAAAGGUUUGAUGAGACGUCUUUCACAAGCGUGUUGGUUUUAUGUUAUAUCAGGAACUCAACUGCAGUUUUAUUAACGACACGUUUAUGAACAAUCAAAUGGUCCUCGUAAAAAUUUAUUGAAGGACAUAAAAGCAUGCACGACCACUUGACGAAUAUAGCCGCAGUUGUGGUGCGUUUUCAGGCGUCUUACUAUUCCCACCGCCCCGAUUUGUUUAAAACUCCAUUUUAUGAGGGUUAUCCCAAUUGUAUUUAUUUGAAACUCGUGGAAAACAGGUCUUUAGUGCGUAAAAGCAACCCUCUAGACAACACAAGAGCCGUAUAUUUGUCAAAAUUAUUCCAUUGCGUCCUUUCCAAUUAUAUAGAAUUAAUAGUGAAACUGAGAAAGAAAUAUACUACAUUUUCUUUUUUCUAAUUGUUUUAAUAAAUAACAUUGUGCCGUGAGGGAUGCGCACAAGGCUAGCCACAGCACAGUAGCAUUCUCUCGACAGAGAUUGAUUACACCAACAAAUAGUGCCCUUUUUAAGACCGUUAACACACACACUCUGCUGCUUCGUAAGGCUACAAAUAACUAUUUACCUUAAUCAGUUGCAUCACAGUAUACUAGAAACACACCAUCUUCAUAUAUUUAGGCUCGAUGCAAAAAAAAAAGACAACAUUAGUAUUAAGCUACCUACUGCAAGCUCGAAGUGCAUUGCUGUUCCAGGAGAACGCGCGCAUUGAUCUACUGUGCAGUUUUUCAGGGGGUAAAUGCAAUCACGUGUUCCAUAGGCGUCCAAUCCCAGCUGGGGAAGCUUUCUGAAAUAAUUACCUGUCUUGAUUGUUCUACGGUCAGAUAAAAAAGUACACAUACACUCCAUAUAAUAAUCGGAUGCAUGUAAAAUAGAAGGGAAACAUCGCCAUGUCGGCUACGGGUCCCAUAAGUAAUUAUUAUGUGGAUUCCUUGAUCAACCAUGAGAGCGAGGAUGUUCUGGCGAGUCGUUUCACAGCCACUGGUCCGAUAUCCUCCAGCUCACGCCCGACGCCCCUGGUACCGGAAUGCGCGGAUUACCCGUCUUGCAGCUUUGCCCCGAAACCACCAGUCUUUACUACCUCGUGGGCCCCUGUUCACUCCCAGUCGUCAGUGGUUUACCAUCCAUACACUCACCAACCUCACCUAGGCACAGACUCAAGGUACGUUCGCUCUUGGCUGGAGCCUAUCCCCGGUACCGUGUCUUUUCCAGGAUACGCAGGGAAUAGCAGGCACUACGGGCUGAAGCCCGACACCUUCCAGGAUCCCCGUGCUGGAGACUGUUUGGGCUCGAACGGACGCACUUACACGGAUUAUCUCUACUGCUCCGCCGUCGACAUUCGAGAAAAGCAGCAGAACACACCAUCGCCUGAGACUGAGAGUUUGUCUUCCGGGAAGCACAAAGACGACAAGCCUGAAUUAGACCCAAAUAAUCCUGUGGCAAACUGGAUCCAUGCGCGCUCAACUCGAAAGAAGCGUUGUCCAUACACCAAGUAUCAAACACUCGAACUCGAAAAGGAAUUUUUAUUCAAUAUGUACCUCACAAGAGACCGGCGAUAUGAGGUAGCAAGGGUGCUGAAUCUGACGGAGCGACAAGUCAAAAUCUGGUUCCAGAACCGACGGAUGAAGAUGAAGAAAAUGAACAAAGAAAAAAACGACAGUAAAGAACAAUAGACCAAAAGUCACUCAUCAGAAAAAGACUGACAUAACAUUUGCACCUCCGGCCCAUAACAGGAACAGAGAAAACGAAAAGGCUAUCCUAUAUGGAUGUCCUUCAAAACGUUAUGAUAUAAGUAUGAUUUAAUGUAAGUGUAAUUUUACCAUCCUGACGUAAGUCAUAUUAAUACUAUACGUAGUUUGGAUUUACAUAACAUUUCUUUACUCACAAAUACAAAAGUGGACUCUGCAGAGAGGCUGCCCCGAAGUUUCAGCGAGAACAUACUUGAAAUACUUUUUUUUCAAAUUCCUAAUUUAUGCUCUCUACGUGGUUGUUUCUUUUCUAUAUGCUUCCAUUAUAUGUAGGAGGUUUGAAAGCCGAAUAUUUUAUAAAGAAUAACAAUUCUGUAGUUAAAAACAUAUACGUGUUUGCGUCGAUGUGCUUAGUUUGUUUCUGAUGUACCUGUUUGUGUAUUUUACAUUCUUUAAACUGUAAAUGAGUUUCAUCAUAGAUUGU
Molecule: messenger RNA, 2194 nt
Organism: Sinocyclocheilus anshuiensis
Lineage: Eukaryota; Metazoa; Chordata; Actinopteri; Cypriniformes; Cyprinidae
Product: homeobox protein Hox-C9a
Exons: 2
Coding region: 913-1695 (260 amino acids)
Biological process (GO): regulation of transcription by RNA polymerase II; anterior/posterior pattern specification; DNA-templated transcription
Cellular component (GO): nucleus
Molecular function (GO): RNA polymerase II cis-regulatory region sequence-specific DNA binding; DNA-binding transcription factor activity, RNA polymerase II-specific
Source: RefSeq, a predicted model, not a curated record